CCAACGCGUGUUUUUAUUUACCUUUUCGUUCGCGGAGUCACUUCGCCGUGGCUGGCGGACGCAGAAAAUCAGUGAGUUUCGGCGUUUUCCGGAGUUACAACAACACCAAAUCGUUUACAGAUUGCGUGGAAAAGAUCCCGUAUCCGGAAGGAAGCCAGUCGCGAUGGGUGACUAUCUUGGAUCGGUCGCUCUGCCGAGCAUGAAAAUGCGUCAGCGAAAACUUUGCCAGAUCAAGCAACAGCCACGUGCGGCACCCGUCUACAAUGAUUCGAGCAACUUCGGUGUGCGGAUGCUGGAGAAGUUGGGCUGGUCCGAGGGCAAAGGUCUUGGUAAACGCGAAGACGGCAUGUCUGCACCCAUUCUGCCCAAGAUGAAGCAGGACGCUGAAGGAUUUGGCUAUGCUGGCGAGAAGGACGACCACUGGACCCAACAUGAUCAGGACUUCAACCAGCUGUUGAAAUCGCUGAACGGCGAAGAAGCUCCUCCUGUGGACGAGGUAGAUAUGGCCAAAAUGAAAUCCUUGGAGGAGAAAUCUAAGAACUCGCGCGCCCGUGUUCACUAUAAGAAGUUUACCCGGGGUAAGGAUUUGAGCAGGGCUAGCGAGAAAGAUUUGGCAAACAUUUUCGGUAAGAAGUCGUUGGACGAGGUGAAGAACAACAAACUGGCCGUUGAAGAAGCUGACGAUAAGGAUGACGUAGAAGAUAAAUCCGAUUCCGAUGAAACCAAUGUCUUAGGAUUAACUACGAUUAAAGCAAGUAUGUCCCUGCAGGAUUACUUCAAAAGUAAGAUGCAGGAAAAAUUUGGACAGGCGAAACAGAAUUCUGUGAUUGAACCGGAGUUGGAAGCAGAGACGGAAGAUACCACGUCUAAAAAGAAGUCAAAGAAAUCCAAGAAAAGCGCGGAAGCUGAAUUGGAUGAAACCGUGGCAAAUUCUACCGAAGAUGUAGCCGAGUGCAGCGAAGAACCUACAAAAAAGAAGAAAAAGAAAAAGCGUUCAGAAUUAGAAGGUGUCGAUGCAACACAAGAAUCUAAUGUGGAGCUCGCUAGUCUUGAGGAUGAACCCCUACUCGAGGAAUCCUCCAAGAAAAAAUCUAAAAAAGCUAAACGAUCAAAAGCUUUAUAUGAAGAACCGGUUUUGGAAGAAACUCAAACAGAACCCACUUCCAGUAAAAAAUCAAAGAAAGAAGAAUCUGAACAGUUGGAAGAUAAUGAGCCUACAGAAAUAGGUAAAUCGAUAUCAGAGGAAUCAGUUACUAAAAAGAGCAAAAAUAAAAAGCGAAAACGUUCCGAUGAACAGAGCGAUUCGACUGAAAUCCAACUUCCAUCAGAGGAAGUCUUUGUCGAAGAAACCUCAGUUGAAAUUAAAAGCAAGAAGAAGAAAAAGAAGAAGACCGAAACCGAGCAGGAGGUCACACAGGAGGAGGACGAAAUAACGUGCCGCGUGAAGGUUAGUGUGUUAAAACAGCUGGAUGAAACCGGAUUUCCAGGAUCUAACUUUGGAGAUAUUGUAGGCUACGGACUGUCGCAGGACGUGAAACUCAUCAAGCGCGAAAGCAAAAAUCUGAAACAAGUGAUGGAGAAGCAUCAGUUCAUCCAGCAGAAGCAGACCUCGGUUCAGCGGAAGAGACAGAUGCUGAAAAAGGUGAGUGCAUUCAAGCGAUUAUGAGUUUCAGACAGUCUUUUGUAAUAUACGUCGAUAGUUAAGUUCCGCAACAUUUGAAA
Molecule: messenger RNA, 1722 nt
Organism: Aedes aegypti (yellow fever mosquito)
Lineage: Eukaryota; Metazoa; Arthropoda; Insecta; Diptera; Culicidae
Product: PIN2/TERF1-interacting telomerase inhibitor 1
Exons: 2
Coding region: 164-1666 (500 amino acids)
Biological process (GO): regulation of ribosome biogenesis
Cellular component (GO): nucleolus
Molecular function (GO): nucleic acid binding; telomerase inhibitor activity
Source: RefSeq, a predicted model, not a curated record